Messenger RNA from Asterias rubens (European starfish), 2185 nucleotides. Its product is annotated as lysosomal Pro-X carboxypeptidase-like. Gene Ontology annotation, molecular function: dipeptidyl-peptidase activity; serine-type exopeptidase activity. The record is from RefSeq and is a predicted model, not a curated record. Gene Ontology annotation, biological process: regulation of blood vessel endothelial cell migration; negative regulation of systemic arterial blood pressure; proteolysis. Lineage: Eukaryota; Metazoa; Echinodermata; Asteroidea; Forcipulatida; Asteriidae. Bases 204 to 1703 code for a protein of 499 amino acids. The transcript is spliced from 9 exons.
UAUAAAUGUCGGUCACAAGACAUCAACCCAUCCUCGAGAAAAAAUGUGCUGACCUUGUUCUUUGGUUGCGGCAGUUUGUAUUCUAUGCAAAAACAUUCAGUCAAUUUGUUAAGUGUCGUGGCAGUUGCAUUAUUUCAUGAAAAAGAGUAGUGUUUUGGUGACAAAUUUAGCCUUUUAUUAGUGCAGAACAAACAACGAGCAAAAUGCAAGGUCACCGUGCAAUGGGAGUAUCGUUGGCCGUCUUGGCGGCGCUGUGCACGGUUACCCUCGGAGGGCACCUGCCUGGUGGUAGGCCAGUGGGUCUCGGACGUGGUCUUCGAAAGCAAGGUAGAUUUGCUGGCAAUAUACAUCGUGUAUAUGACACAUACUUCAUUGAUCAGAAGAUUGACCACUUCAGCUUCAUCAGUGAUGACACUUUUAAGAUGAGGUACCUCGUCUCUCAGCAGUUCUGGGAUAAAAACGGAGGUCCUAUAUUCUUCUACACUGGCAACGAGGGAGAUAUAACAUGGUUCUGUGAGAAUACAGGUUUCAUGUGGGAUGUUGCACCUGAGUUUAAUGCAAUGAUCGUGUUUGCCGAGCAUCGCUACUAUGGGGUCUCUCUUCCAUAUGGUCAGGAAUCUUAUAAGGAUAAGGAGCACCUUGGUUAUCUGACAGCUGAACAAGCUAUGGCUGAUUUUGCCGUCUUAAUCCAACAUAUGAAGGCAACCAUAGUGGGAGCCAGUAACAGCCCUGUGGUAGCCUUCGGAGGCUCGUAUGGUGGCAUGCUGGCUGCGUGGAUGAGAAUGAAAUACCCGGAUGUUAUUGUUGGAUCCAUCGCGGCAUCGGCCCCCAUCUGGCAGCUCAACAAUCUGACCAACUGCAACUCGGCCUAUGCCAUUAUCACUAAAGACUUUACUGAAGUCAACCCUAUCUGCAGCGAGACAAUUAGGGCUAGCUGGGCAACCAUCGACAGCUUCGCAAAAACGGUUGGCGGUAGGAAACAGUUACAGAUGUCACUUCGGUUGUGCGAUAGUCUGGAUACAAUGGACAAAGUAACCGAUGUUAAGGCGUGGCUGUCAGAAACAUGGUUUAAUCUUGCUAUGGUCGAUUACCCCUACCCUGCUUCCUUUCUGGAACCGCUACCUGCCUUCCCUAUAGAGGCUGUGUGCUCCAACUUUAAGACUGCCAAUCCUACAGGCACAGUGUUACUUGGAGAGUUAGGUGCAGCUGUAAAUGUCUAUUACAACUAUACUGGCACUGCUAAGUGUUUCAAUACUUCUACGACUGCCUCUGGUUCACUCGGAGACAUGGGGUGGGCAUUUCAGGCAUGUACAGAGAUGGUGAUGCCAUUUUGCACAGAUGGUAUACAUGAUAUGUUUGAGCCUGCACCAUGGAACUAUGAGUUGUACGCCAAGAAUUGCCAGGAAUUCUGGUAUCAGACGCCGAGACCUGAGUGGUCAAUUAUACAGUUCUGGGGAAAGAGUAUACGCACAGCAAGUAAUAUUGUCUUCAGUAAUGGGCUCCUUGACCCUUGGUCUAGCGGUGGUGUACUCAAGUCCAUUUCAGAUACCUUAGUGGCUGUUAUAAUUCCAGAGGGAGCUCACCAUCUUGACUUGCGUUCUAAGAACAAGGAUGACCCGCCUUCUGUUACUGCGGCUCGCAACACGGAAAAACAGUACAUUAAGAAAUGGAUCACCGCAGCAAAAGCCAAGAGACAGCAGUAACAGUUGGUAGUUUUAGGAAAAUAUAUUUUAUUAUACUUUAAAGAAUAUAUAUUUGAUAUAUUAAUUUUGGUUUUUAUCACAUACACCGAUAUAAGUCAGCACUGUAAAAUCAGUACUUUUCCUAGCUCUGUGCAAAAAAUCACAGGCAUAUUACUUGGGUGGGAUUUGAACCCAUGACCUUUGCAAUUCUAGAGCAGUGUCUUGCCAAGUUGACCACCAUGAUUCCCCGUUAGCUAGAGGCAGUUUGACUUCUAUAUUUUAGCGGUGGGUACUUACUAUCUAUUAAAUAUAUUUUAUGUUAGGUAAAUAACUGGUUAGGAAUUUUUAGUAUGAUUGUAGUUUUGUUGACCUGACUUGGGUGGUCAGGUUGGUGUAGUAGUAUCUUACCUUGCCUCCCACCUCUGGAACCCCGGUGUGGCGGUUUCAGUUAUCCGCCGUGUUCAGUUUUCCGGGUGUCGUAGUCGGACAUAUCAACAUGUUGU